Siniperca chuatsi (mandarin fish) is the source of this 2264-nucleotide messenger RNA. RefSeq names its product C2 calcium-dependent domain-containing protein 4C. The record is from RefSeq and is a predicted model, not a curated record. NCBI's taxonomy places the organism in Eukaryota, Metazoa, Chordata, Actinopteri, Centrarchiformes, Sinipercidae. The transcript has 2 exons. The coding region runs from base 127 to 1383 and encodes 418 amino acids.
CACAUCCAUCACACUCAUACAGAUCUUUCUUGGAGGUGGACACAUCAAGAGCUCAGUAGGAAAAAAGGUGGGAUUUGUGUGUAAAGACUUUACACUUGCAUCGUAUUAAAUCAUCAGAAAAUAACUAUGUGGGUCCUUGGGAAGAUAAGGGAGAGCAUGGAGAGCAUUCCUCUAGAGCUGAGUCGUUACAUGGGGAAGAGUGAGGAGGAUAUCUUUCUCUCUUCUAAGCCCAGUCUCUCUGACAAUCUGCACAACAACAUCCUCACCCCAGACAAGAUCCCAGAGUUCUGCCUGCCCCCGCGGCUUUGCAAGAGAAGCCCACUGCUGGAAGCUGAAAAAAUGGCACCUUACCUGCACGGUAAGAACCAGAUAAAGAGCAGCACUCCUUCAAACACUACACAUGUAAAGGCCAAGGAUGUGAAGUCGAAGAAUGGCAAUGAAUCACUGCCUUGUAAGGCUACAAAGAAACCGUUGCCAUUCUCUGCAGAGGGAUAUGGCCUGGUUGGGAUAUAUGAGAGCCCCAACACUCGAAGGAAAGAGUCUUUGUUCCACUCAAAGCGCCCUGUUUACAUGUUUGAUAGAAGCAUUGCUACUCCAGCACCCAGGCUGGGAAAGGAGAUAAAAGUGCCCAAGAAAACUUUAUCUGGGUUUCUCCCUCCGUUUUUAUGCAAGAGCAUGUCAGAGACAGGAAGCACAGAAAGUGAAACACCUUCUUCCAGUGACUCCUCUCCCCUCACUUCCCCUUACAGUGCUAAAUCCUCCCUCUACAUCCCAUCAAGCAGUGGCCGUCUUAAAGGAGCAACAUCCUGUCCUUCGCUAAUUGGUAGCAGGGAGGACAAAGGGAGGUGGAAGAGGGGGGGGUUAAAUUUAACAACCUCUCCCAGUAGCCCUCCAAGCUUAGAGGGAAGUUCACUUACCCUAGCCCCACCUGUCCUCUUCCCACUGGAUGUUCUGCAGUGCCAAAAGAGACUUCAGCGUGAGCAUGUCCUCCCUUUGCAGGGCCGUGGUAAAGUGCGCCUCUUCGCUGAGCACACCACAUUCUCCACCAACACAUUCUCAUCCCUUUCCACAGUCAGAGUCCGUGUGGUGUCUGUGGAAGACCUAUGGGAUGAUACUGACCGACGAACCCUGAACAGUGCAGUGAGUCUGUGUCUGACACCGGGGAAGCUGCAGCAACAGGAGAGCGCCACCAUCAGGAACUGCUACAGCCCUGUGUUUAAUGAAGAUUUCUUCUUCACAGAACUCAGUAGAGAGGAUCUGCUGGAACUGCAGCUCAGGUUAAAAGUGGUGGGUAAACCUGCUGCUGGAACACUGAGGAGAGGAACAGUGAUUGGAGCGAUCAGCAAACCACUGUCUCAGUUACUCUUUCUUAAAAAUGGGUAGAAAAAUACCUCAAAGCAAUAAAACGAUGAAAUGGCAUUACAUUAAUUUCUUUCACAGUGCAUAAUUCAAAUUAAUUGUAUGUAACAUUCACAGAAUUUACAGUCACCCGCUAAAUUAAAAUUAUAACAAUGUCUCCUGCUGGUUGGAUUAAAUUUUUACAAUUUCUUUUGAUUUUGACUAACAAUUUCUAAUGAUAUUUUGGAGGUAUUUUGGAACAUAACUAAUCUAAAUUAAGACCCAAUUUUAUGUAUAUGCAUGUAUAUAUAUAUAUAUAAAAUUAUUGAUCUACAACCUGCUAGUACUUAAAGCUGCUCAAUAUUCUUAUAUAUAAUGAAUACAUUCACUGUAACAACUUAUAUAUUAAUAAUGUGAUAAUAUCAGCUUCUCCUGCUGAACCCAAGUGGCAAAAAACCCCAAAACAAACAAAGAAACUAAUCAAUGAAUCAAUGAAUGCAGGUUUAUGAUAAUCAAAGAUGGUCUCAUUUUUGGGAAUCUAAUGUUUUCUUUAGUGUACUCUGUAAUUCUGUUUUGAUAUUAAAAAUAAAAGUGUAUGAUGAAGUCAUGCUGUCUUUGGUACCUUGUAAUGCUUUUAUAAUACUUAUUUUAAACUGGCUUGCUUGUUAGAAAUGUUAAAUCAAAUGUAAAGAAUUGUAGAAAUAUAUUUGAUCUCUACUGUAUGUGAAAUGACUGGUUCUGUCCUGUUUAGGAACAUUGCAAAAAUCAGAGCCUUACUUCAAACUUAGUUAUCUAUACUUUUAAUAUGUCAUGUCUCGACUACUAUAAUGCCAACUCUGCUCUUGUCUUAGCUGGCCCAGAACUCUGCUGUUGUGCCCUGCCUUAUGCAAUAUACUGUUUUUCUUUUCUCCCUUCUGUAAAGCACC